AUGGCUGGACCAGAACCCCCCUCCGUCGCACCCCUCAGCCUCGCCGAAUCAGCCACUGACACCGCCUCUAAAGCCCACGAGCAAGAGAUCAACCCAUGGGACGUUCAAGCCGCCACCGACGAGCAAGGCAACACCCUCGCCUUCGACUACGCCGCCAUAUCCGCAAAAUGGAACACUAGUCUAAUAAAUUCCACCCUACUAGAACGCUUCGAGCGCGUCACAGGCCGCAAGCCGCAUCGCUGGCUACGGCGCGGACUCUUUUUUUCCCACCGCGACCUCGACCGCAUCCUAGACAUCUACGAGCGCGGCGAGACAUUCCUGCUGUACACCGGGCGCGGUCCCAGUAGCGGUUCCAUGCACAUCGGCCAUGCCAUCCCCUUCGAGUUCACCAAAUACAUGCAAGAUGUGUUCGACGUCCCGCUGGUCAUCAUGCUCACCGAUGACGAGAAAUUCCUGUUCAAGGAAAAACUGACGCAGCCUGAGGUGUACCAAUUCGCACGCGACAAUGCCAAAGAUAUCAUAUCCAUUGGUUUCGAUGUUAAAAAGACGUUCAUCUACAUCGACUCCGAGUUCUUCACUUCAGGAUAUAACCGCCAUUUCAGUCUUAACGCAACCGAAUUUGAGAAGCUGAUUACGAACAACCAAGUGCGUGGCGCAUUUGGCUUCGACGGAUCUACCAACGUCGGCAGUAAUGCUUUCGCAGCAAAACAAUGCGUCGCUGCCUUCGCAUCAUCGUACCCUUUCAUCUUCGGCGAACAGUGCACCUCUUACCACCGCUCAAAAAAACUGGCUGCAAUGGCUUGUCUGAUCCCCUGUGCAAUAGACCAAGACCCGUACUUUCGCCUCGUGCGGGAAAACUGCUCGCGCAUGGAUCAGCCCUCCCCCAAACCCGCACUCAUUCAUUCUAAAUUCCUAACCUCGUUGCAAGGUGCAGGCGGCAAGAUGAGCGCGUCAAACCCCAACUCCGCAAUCUACCUGUCCGACACAGAAAAACAGAUCAAGAAUAAAAUCAACAAGCACGCUUUCUCCGGCGGUCAGGAAACACUCGAACUCCACCGCGAGCUAGGCGGGAACCCGGACAUUGAUGUCGCAUUUCAGUAUUUGUCGUAUUUUGAAGAUGACGAUGAUAAGCUUGCGACGUUUGCGGAGCAGUAUAGGAAGGGCGUUAUGCUAACAGGAGAUAUGAAGAAGGAGUGUGUAGGCAUGAUGACGGCAUAUGUGCAGGGGUUCCAGGCGGCAAGGGUGAAGGUCACGGAGGAAAUUCUGGAGGAGUUUAUGAGGCCCAGGAAGCUGGAGUGGAGGGGAAAUCCGAAUCCGACGAAGAAGGUAGGAGCGGGAAGUGGGGCAGGAACUGUUGGGGAGGAGGCAAAGGGGGUGGACGGAGAGAAGGGCCCGAGUAAGAAUGCAGCGAAGAAGGCGGCGAAGUUAGCUGAGAUUGAGAGGAAGAAAAGGGAGAAGGAGGCGGCGAAGAAGUGACCGGUUGAAAUUAAGACUAGAGAUCGAGGUACUGAUACAGGUAGAUAUGGUAGAUAUGAUACCACGAGAACAGACGUUCUAUUUGGGCUGCACAUGUGCAUUAUCUUAACUGAUAG
Lindgomyces ingoldianus is the source of this 1592-nucleotide messenger RNA. RefSeq names its product Nucleotidylyl transferase. Gene Ontology annotation, cellular component: cytoplasm. NCBI's taxonomy places the organism in Eukaryota, Fungi, Ascomycota, Dothideomycetes, Pleosporales, Lindgomycetaceae. Gene Ontology annotation, molecular function: tryptophan-tRNA ligase activity; ATP binding. Bases 1 to 1476 code for a protein of 491 amino acids. The record is from RefSeq and is a predicted model, not a curated record. The transcript has a single exon. Gene Ontology annotation, biological process: tryptophanyl-tRNA aminoacylation.